AUGUGGUUAGCUGACAAAUUUCUUAAGAUAACUCAUGAAAUUUCCUUCAGUAUAAGUGAUUAUUAUGAGGAUGUUAUAGUUCAAUCUGGAGGCAAUUUUAAUUGUUGGGACAGAUUGGAUAGUAAAAAAUAUUUGAAGGGUAGUAAUAUUUCUAUUAUGUCUAAAUUUUAUUAUGUAUUUAUGAAUAUAUGUAAUUCAAUGGUGAAAAAUGAUAUAUCCAAUUUUGAUAUAAACAAAUUUAAGACGUAUGAUUUUGAACAUUAUAAAUCCUAUAAUUUCAUUAACUCAGAGGCUUCUAAUUGUUAUGCAUAUAUUCAAUUGUUGACUGAUUUAAAAAAAAAAUAUGAUGAAUAUAGAAGGUUAGCUAUUAAGGAAAUUUCAAAAAAAAAAAAUAAUUACAAAUUUUUAACUUUUUCCCCAAUAAAUAAUAAUGAUAAUCACCCAGAAUUACAAUUUCAAAGUAAUGGGUGUAUAAAAUUGCAUUUAUUUUUUGGGCAACCUCGCCCAAAACCUAAACCAAAAAUCCAAACGAGUGAAUUAAAAUCCCCGCCAAAUGAUUCACAAAAUAAAAAGGAAAACCAGCCAUCAAAUAUUGGUAAAGAAUUAAAUUUUGAGAAAAUUAGAGAUUAUUCUUUACAGAUUUUCGACAAAUAUAGUCCACUAUUUAAUCACGCCGCUACUAGGAUUGAACAUCAUAUACGCGAUAUGGUAACAUCUAAUUUUAAUGAUAUGGUUGGUAUAGGUGCCAAAUAUCUAAAAGCUAUAGAAAAUGUAAAACUUCCAAAACUUCAGAUUCUAGGACCAAAUAAUAAAGAAAAAGUAAAUCCUCCAAAAUCACCACAAACUACUGGAGGAACCACAGUAAGUUCUAAUGGAAUAUCAUCAAAGGUAGUGGAUGUCCCAGGAAAUAAUUUAAUGGGAUUAAAUAGAAAUAUAACAAGAUUGGUGUCAUUUAAAUUUGAAGGAAAUAAAGUAGCUAUUAUAGCUCUCAUAGUUGUUUCAAUAACUAUUGUUUUAGCAAUUAUGUAUUGGUAUUUAUAUUAUGGAUGUGGAAAACCCAUGAAGAAGAAAAAAAUGGGAAACAAAAUUAUAAAUUUAGUUGAUGAAAAAGGAAGAGGAAAGAGAGUUAUAAGCCCAAUUGAUCGGAAAAGGGGGGUAAAAACAAAUAUAGAUUCAGAUUAUGGAGAAAAAACAAUAGUUAUUAUAAACCCAUAUGAUGAAAAGAAUAUAACAAUACAAAGCAUAAAACCUCCCUCUCUCGAAAUAACAUUAUUAAAUACAUACAAACAUAUAUAUGUUAAUCCUUCUCCUUUUAUUAACUUAUUUUUUUUGUUAAUUUUUUUUGUUUAUAAAAAAAAACGCAAUUCUUUAGAGUAA
Plasmodium vinckei vinckei is the source of this 1377-nucleotide messenger RNA. RefSeq names its product PIR protein CIR protein. The record is from RefSeq and is a predicted model, not a curated record. Bases 1 to 1377 code for a protein of 458 amino acids. Lineage: Eukaryota; Apicomplexa; Aconoidasida; Haemosporida; Plasmodiidae. The transcript has 2 exons.